Molecule: messenger RNA, 1158 nt
Organism: Lacerta agilis (Sand lizard)
Lineage: Eukaryota; Metazoa; Chordata; Lepidosauria; Squamata; Lacertidae
Exons: 6
Cellular component (GO): canonical inflammasome complex
Source: RefSeq, a predicted model, not a curated record
AUGGACCUGCUGCUUGGCUACCAAGGUGAGGCUUAUGCUGUGGAGGUGAUGGCCCUGGUGCUGCAGGCGAUGGACUACAAGCCGCCGGUGGAUGAUCCCUCGUCUGUCACCUGCCUAAUGCAGAUUACACAUGUAUGCCUGCUGGCCACACUGAAUACCUUAAAGGAGUCAGAUCUGAAGAAGUUUAAGGACAUACUCAGCAUGUUCCCCUUCAAGGAAGGCUAUGUCAGUAUCCCCAGGAAACUGCUGAAGAAAGCAAAUGUGUGGGAGCUCACAGAACUGCUUCUUGCACACUGUGAUGAGGAUUAUGCUGUGGAAGUGGCUUCAGAGGUGCUGAAAGCCUUUGACUGUGAGCCCCAGCCAGAAUGUCUCCCUGGUUUCACCUGGAAAGGUUUGGAUCAAACUCCACUCAAGGCAGCUGGCCCAGUAGAACCACAACGGGAAGGAAGCAGGAAGAUGGAGAACCCGGCAGGUCCUGGGGAAGGUGUCAUGUGUGAGUUCUGCAGCUUUUCAGCAUUUCACAACAUUUCCAGACUCCUUUACUGCUUCUGCUCUCAAAUACCUUUGUCACAUGACAAUGUUCAACCUGCUUCCACUUUCAUCUUUCCCUUUGUGCCAUUCAGAGUACGCUCCACUGAGGCUGGCUCCUUCUAUUGCGGUGAUACGGAUCUCAUAUGUGAAGUGAAAGAAGCUGUGACAGUAACAUACCACUUUGAUUCAUGGCCUAAACAUCUGGAAGAACAGACCACUGAGGAGUUGCAUGUCGCUGGCCCUCUGCUCAGCAUUAAAGUUGAUGCUGAUGCAGUACAAGCUGUGGCAGCCAUUCACAUCCCUCACUGCUUGUGUCUUGAAGGUGAAGACAGUUCCCAUGUCUACAUUGCACAUUUUGUUGAAGGGGAGAUGAGGCUGGAGAAACCAGACAGAGUGGAGCCUCACCAUGCUGUGUUGGAAAACCCCAAGUUCUCUUCCCUUGGAGUCGUUUUCAAAAAGUGGUUCAAGCAAAAGAUCAACACUGUCGUACUGCUCUAUCAUACACUUCAACUUGAAACACCAACAUUUCACCUGUACCUCCUUCCCAAUGACUCUUCUAUAGUAAAGGCGGUUGAGAAGCAUGAAGUAAAUUCAAAGAGAAUAGAGAAACCCCCUAUGACCCUAAAA